AUGUUCACUGGCCAAGUCUUAAUGGAACUAUUCGUUGGCAAAGACGACGUCAUCAAGGACUUCAAAGAAGAAGACUUGGCGUGUCCCAAGGACCUCAUCUGUACAUCCGUCAACUGCCAGGGCCAGAAGGAGGUAAAGAACCUCGGAUGCAGAUGCGGAAUCGUCAACUAUCCCUACGUCUGGGAGGUACCACAAGGAUACAUGGAUGCGCAAUAUGAAUGGCUCGAGGAGCUCAUCAAGCGAGCCGACGAGCCUGUGCUUGAAGCUGAAUGCAAAAGCGAUUUGCAAAGGUUUGAUAAAGAAACGCUAGGCGCCGCGAAUCCGGAUUCUUCACAAACCUUUGACCCCAGAUCCAGCUUUGAAGGGUAA
Messenger RNA from Alternaria infectoria, 369 nucleotides. RefSeq lists its product as uncharacterized. Lineage: Eukaryota; Fungi; Ascomycota; Dothideomycetes; Pleosporales; Pleosporaceae. The coding region runs from base 1 to 369 and encodes 122 amino acids. The transcript is spliced from 2 exons. The record is from RefSeq and is a predicted model, not a curated record.